Messenger RNA from Pseudophryne corroboree (corroboree frog), 1784 nucleotides. RefSeq names its product core histone macro-H2A.1. Gene Ontology annotation, cellular component: nucleosome; chromatin. Gene Ontology annotation, molecular function: DNA binding; structural constituent of chromatin; protein heterodimerization activity. The transcript has 9 exons. The record is from RefSeq and is a predicted model, not a curated record. The coding region runs from base 129 to 1247 and encodes 372 amino acids. Gene Ontology annotation, biological process: heterochromatin formation; nucleosome assembly. Lineage: Eukaryota; Metazoa; Chordata; Amphibia; Anura; Myobatrachidae.
UCUGGCCGCAAUGCUUUCUGGGAGGGAUCUUACAGACACAGCCUAGUCUUUCCAGUUCAUGCAGGGACUGAGCAAAGAGACAGUAGACAUAUUGCUGGGAGCUGUACUUUUGAUAGGACACAGCCAGGAUGUCUAGCAGAGGUGGUAAAAAGAAGACCACAAAGACCUCCCGGUCUGCAAAGGCAGGGGUCAUAUUCCCAGUUGGAAGAAUGCUACGUUACAUUAAGAAAGGACAUCCCAAGUACCGGAUUGGAGUUGGGGCACCGGUGUACAUGGCUGCGGUGCUAGAAUAUCUGACAGCGGAGAUCCUGGAGCUGGCCGGAAAUGCUGCAAGAGAUAAUAAAAAGGGCAGAGUAACGCCCAGACACAUCCUGCUCGCAGUGGCCAAUGAUGAGGAACUGAAUCAGCUGCUGAAAGGUGUCACCAUUGCAAGUGGCGGUGUGUUACCAAAUAUCCACCCUGAGCUGCUGGCGAAGAAACGCGGAUCCAAGGGGAAGCUGGAGGCUAUAAUCACACCGCCAACAGCCAAAAAGAACAAAACUACCUCACAAAAAAAAUCCACUUCUAAGAAACCGGGUGCCAAAAAGGGGGUGAGGAAAUCCAAGAAGAAACAGGGAGAAGUGAGUAAGGCAGCAAGUGCUGACAGCACAACGGAAGGCACACCGGCCGAUGGAUUCACCGUACUGUCCACCAAAAGUCUUUUCCUUGGACAGAAGCUGAAUCUUAUUCACAGCGAAAUCAGUAAUUUGGCCGGAUUUGAGGUGGAGGCUGUUAUCAACCCUACUAAUGCUGACAUUGACCUUAAAGACGAUAUAGGCAAUGCCUUAGAGAAGAAAGGUGGGAAAGAGUUCAUCGAGGCGGUUAUUGAGCUGAAGAAAAAGAAUGGCCCAUUAGAUGUAGCUGGAGCCGCAGUGAGUUCGGGCCAUGGAUUGCCAGCAAAGUUUGUCAUUCACUGCAACAGCCCCAGCUGGGGUUCUGACAAGUGUGAAGAACUGCUGGAGAAGACGGUAAAGAACUGCCUGGCUCUGGCCGAUGAGAAGAAAAUCAAAUCCAUUGCUUUCCCUUCGAUCGGCAGUGGAAGGAACGGUUUCCCGAAGCAAACUGCUGCCCAGCUAAUUCUGAGAGCUAUUUCCAACUAUUUUGUAUCCACGAUGUCCUCUUCAAUCAAAACUGUUUACUUUGUGCUUUUUGACAGUGAAAGCAUAGGCAUCUACGUGCAGGAAAUGGCCAAGCUGGAUACCAACUGAGCCUCUCCGUCUAACAGACCCCUCCCAGAGUCCCACCCAACAGUUCCUGUAGCUAAAAACACAACCUUUAGCUUUUAUUGCAAGACUGCAGCAUGAUUUGAAAAACAUGCUCAUUUGGGAAGGCGAGGAUUCCACUUGACCUUUUUAAAAUAUUUUAAGUGGGCACCGUUAGCUGCCAUGUCUCCUGUUCAUGCACUAUAUCCGAGGCAUUGUCCAAACGUAGUUCAUUUAGAAGACUUUUAUAGUUUUAUUUUAAUGAGGAAUGAAAUUAUACAGAUUGUACUUGGAAGUUUAUUGUUUGCUUUUUUUUUGUUUUUUUGUAUGUGGAUGAGACAAAGAACUAUUUUGUAAAUGUGUUGUGGUGCUUUUAUUGUAUAUUAUGUGGCGUUAUAUAUUUUCUCCUCUCUGUAAAAAUGAUCUCUACGUUGUGUGGACCUGAUGUCUUAUAAUCCCAGAUUUAAACACAAUGUUGUCUAUAAUGAACUUUGCAGUUUGACUUGAAUAUGUUCUUUUUAUUAAAGCAGAGUGCUUGAUCAA